UCCCCCUUCCCACUCCCACCGCAUCGUAGCGGCUGCGCUCAGCACUCGAGCCCCUCAGUCCCAAGGGACCCCGCCUCCCAGGCUGGAGGGUGGCCCGGCGGGCAGGUGCACGCGCCGCCUGCCCCCCAGCGGGUCCCAGGCGCGCCCGGGGUUGGGGGGACCCGGGGACCGGCUGCGCGCACGGCGCCUCUCGGCGCUGCAUCCCUCGCUCGGCUCCCCACCCCGCCCUGUGAUUGACAGGCAAGAUGUCGGUGUGGAGCGAGGCAGGAGCCGUCACCCCUGGAGCCCGGCGGCGGCGGCGGCGGCGGCAGCAGCAGCAGCAGCAGCAGCGACAGCAGCAGCAGCAGCAGCAGUGUUGUCGCGGGGAGCAGACCGCAGCCAGCCGCAGUGGGCGCCGCAGCUCCGUCAGUCGUGCGCACAGCAUCCUGAGAGCGCGCUGAGCGCGGGGACCCGCGGACCAUGCCGUGUCACCGCGACCGGGAGGGGGGCAGGCGCGCUCCUUUUUGACAUAAAAGCCAGCCGGCCAAAUAGAUUUAUAUACAUAUAAUUCCGCCCUUGACGGAGCCGGUGUGCGAAGCGUGAGCUCUAUUUCUCUCUGCCUCCUCCUUCCACUCCUCCUCCUCCCCUUCCUCCUCCUCGCCCUCCUCCUCUUUCUCCUCCUCCUAAGUGUACAGACUGCACCCUACCACCUGGUUGGCUUCUGACAAACGGGCAUCUCUCCCUUUUUAGGGACCAGAGACACAGAGAAAGAGAGAGGAGAGAGACAAGGGACAUUCUAAUGCAGACUGCCUGAUACUCCCCCCUCCAAAAAAAUAAUAAAUUUUGGCUCUUGUCCCCUCCUCCAACCCCCACCCCCUCAAGCUUGUGUGAGAUGUUGGGUUUCUUCAGGAGACACUGCUGAGAAGUCGCAGUGGUUGGAGAGGCGUAGGGGGGGUGGACUCCCUCUACCUCCUCUCCCUCCCUCCCCCUUUUUUCUUUCUGGGAGGAGGAGGUGGAGGAGGAGGAGGAGGAGGAGGAGGGGAAGGGGGGUUGCAGAGCGAGCGAUGGAUGAGGAAAACAUGACGAAAAGCGAGGAACAGCAACCUUUGAGUUUGCAAAAAGCCUUGCAGCAGUGCGAGCUGGUUCAGAACAUGAUCGACCUGAGCAUCUCCAAUCUGGAAGGGCUUAGGACGAAGUGUGCAGCUUCCAACGACCUCACGCAGAAGGAGAUCCGGACCCUGGAGAGCAAGCUGGUGAAGUACUUCAGCCGGCAGUUGUCCUGCAAGAAGAAGGUGGCCCUGCAGGAGCGCAAUGCCGAACUGGAUGGCUUCCCCCAGCUCCGCCACUGGUUCCGGAUCGUGGACGUGCGCAAGGAAGUCCUGGAGGAGAUCUCCCCUGACCAGCUGAGCCUGGAGGACCUCCUAGAGAUGACAGAUGAGCAGGUGUGCGAGACGGUAGAGAAGUACGGAGCCAACCGGGAGGAGUGUGCCCGGCUCAACGCCUCCCUGUCCUGUCUCAGGAAUGUGCACACAGCAGGUGGGAAUCUCUCCAAACAAGACUGGAUCAUCCAGUGGCCCACCACGGAGCCAGGGCAGGACAGCAACCCUGUGUGCCCCCCGGAGUCCAGCCCGUGGAUCCGCACCCACCUCUCCCAGAGCCCCAGGGUCCAGUCCAAAUGUAUCCAGCCCUUCUGUCACGCCAGCCCUACGCCCGGGACCCCUGUGUACACCCACGUGGACAGACUCACCGUGGAUGCCUACCAGAGCUUGUGCCCGCCGCCGCCCCUGGAAUCAGGCCACCGCUCCCUGCCCCCGUCACCCCGGCAGCGGCACGUAGUCCGCACCCCGCCUCGCACCCCGAAUAUCGUCACCACCGUGACCCCUCCUGGCACGCCACCCAUGAGGAGGAAAAACAAGCUGAAACCUCCGGGGACGCCACCACCCUCCUCUCGGAAACUUAUCCAUCUGAUUCCCGGCUUCACAGCCCUGCACAGGAGCAAAUCCCACGAGUUCCAGCUCGGGAACCGUGUAGACGAGGCCAACACACCCAAAGCCAAGAAGAAGAGCAAACCCCUGAACCUCAAGAUCCACAGCGGUGUGGGCAGCUGCGAGAACAUCCCUGCCCAGCAGCGUUCCCCGCUCCUGUCCGAGCGCUCCCUGAGGUCCUUCUUCGUGGGCCACGCCCCCUUUCUGCCCUCCACCCCACCCGUCCACACGGAGGCCAGUUUCUCUGCAAACACACUGUCUGUACCACGGUGGUCACCACAGAUCCCACGCAGAGACCUUGGCAACUCCAUCAAGCACAGGUUUUCCACCAAGUACUGGAUGUCUCAGACGUGCACGGUCUGCGGGAAAGGGAUGCUUUUUGGCCUCAAGUGUAAAAACUGCAAGUUAAAGUGCCAUAACAAAUGCACCAAAGAAGCCCCACCCUGUCAUCUCCUGAUCAUCCAUCGAGGAGACCCAGCAAGGUUAGUGCGAACAGAGUCAGUCCCCUGUGACAUCAACAACCCUGUCCGGAAGCCAGCGCGAUACUCAGAUCUGCACAUAAGCCAGACGCUCCCCAAAACCAACAAAAUCAACAAGGACCACAUCCCUGUCCCUUACCAGCCAGACUCCAGCAGCAACCCCUCGUCCACGACGUCCUCCACGCCCUCCUCACCAGCACCCCCCCUCCCUCCCAGUGCCACGCCGCCUUCUCCCCUGCACCCUUCCCCACAGUGCACGAGACAGAAAAAGAACUUCAACCUGCCAGCUCCCCACUACUACAAAUACAAGCAGCAGUUCAUCUUCCCAGAUGUGGUGCCUGUACCGGAGACGCCCACCCGGGCACCUCAAGUCAUCCUGCAUCCUGUCACCUCGAAUACAAUCUUGGAAGGAAAUCCAUUACUUCAGAUUGAAGUGGAACCGACCUCAGAGAAUGAAGAAGGCCACGAUGAAGCGGAGGAGUCCGAGGAUGACUUUGAGGAGAUGAACCUGUCCCUCCUCUCGGCCCGGAGCUUCCCACGCAAGGCCAGCCAGACCAGCAUCUUCCUUCAGGAAUGGGACAUCCCCUUUGAGCAGCUAGAGAUUGGCGAGCUCAUCGGGAAGGGUCGCUUCGGGCAGGUGUACCACGGACGCUGGCACGGGGAGGUGGCCAUCCGGUUGAUUGACAUCGAGAGGGACAAUGAGGACCAGCUCAAGGCCUUCAAGCGGGAGGUGAUGGCCUACAGGCAGACCAGACAUGAGAACGUGGUGCUCUUCAUGGGAGCCUGCAUGAGCCCGCCCCACCUGGCCAUCAUCACCAGCCUCUGUAAGGGACGGACGCUCUACUCUGUGGUGAGGGACGCCAAGAUUGUCCUGGAUGUCAACAAAACCAGGCAGAUCGCACAAGAAAUUGUGAAGGGCAUGGGCUACCUCCACGCGAAGGGCAUCCUUCACAAGGACCUCAAAUCAAAGAAUGUCUUCUAUGACAACGGCAAAGUGGUCAUCACGGACUUCGGGCUCUUCAGCAUUUCUGGGGUGCUACAGGCUGGCAGACGAGAAGACAAGCUACGCAUCCAGAAUGGCUGGCUGUGCCACCUGGCCCCAGAGAUCAUCCGUCAGCUGUCCCCCGACACAGAAGAGGACAAGCUCCCCUUCUCCAAGCACUCGGAUGUCUUUGCUCUCGGCACCAUCUGGUAUGAGCUCCACGCCAGGGAGUGGCCCUUCAAGACUCAACCAGCAGAGGCAAUAAUUUGGCAGAUGGGCGCAGGCAUGAAACCCAACCUCAGCCAGAUUGGAAUGGGAAAAGAAAUCUCGGACAUUCUGCUCUUCUGCUGGGCCUUUGAGCAGGAAGAGCGACCUACCUUCACCAAGCUCAUGGACAUGCUAGAGAAACUGCCAAAGCGAAACCGCCGCCUGUCACACCCCGGACAUUUCUGGAAGUCUGCAGAGCUGUGACCAUGGACAUGGGCCAGCGUCAGCUGACUCGCCCCCAAACCACCUCUUCCUCCCUGCUCUGCCCUCUGCCAGCCCAGGAGGCCCGGGCUUACCACCAGGGGAGUCCCAACACAGCCCAGCCUGGGAGACCUGUGCGAUGACCCGGACGCCGUGGAGGCUGACCGCAUCUUGGACUUGUACCCCUUUACUCAGGCAGGAUCAGGGACCCCCCCCCCCCCCCCGCAAGCUAGGAUCAAACUGGACGAGUGAGGGUCCCGUGCACAGUAUGAAGAGCAGCAGAAGCAACACAACAUGGCCGGGCUGUGGAGACCCAGACCUACCGCCCUGUGGGCAGACUCCCUCCCAGGACCGGCGAGUGUGCAUGUGUCUACGUGUGGACAGGACCUCCAGCUUUCUUACCACCCGGACAAGCCUGCCCACCUGUGAAGUGUCCCAGAUGUGCUGUCCCAGAACGUAGGACAGGGAUGGAACCAGGAACGACAUGCCUGCUCCGUUGAGUCAAGGUUCCCAGGCCAAGGUCAGAGUGGAAAGGGUUAAGGCGAAGCUUGCAAACAUCUGUUUGUAGAGGCCCCAUUCCAAGCUGGAAGUGACUGCUAGCCCCUGGGUGCACAGCUCCGAAGGACACUAGGCAGUCCCGUGUGUCGUUUUACUAUGGGGCCUCUCUGGGGAGAAAGUCCCCUGGCUUCCCCCUUCAUCCUGUCUUGUAAGAACGUUGUUCUGACUCACCUCACAGCCCACUCUCCCCCUGGGCAAAUUGGAGGACACCAUAGCAUCUCAGCUGAUAUGACAUCUGGAGGGUCCUUUGUAGCUCACCAUCAUUCAUGGUACGCACACACACCACCACCACCACCACCACCACCACCACCACCACCACCACCACCACCAAAGUCUGAGUCCUGAGAACUGGGCCUGCAGCAAGAGAGUUCUACUACAUUCUCUCUUUAGCGCUGACACUGCUGGAGUUGAUUCUCCCACAGUGACGGAUACAGGUCCUGGGUAUGCAUGACGGGCUACAUGGGUAUGCGAGUAAUAUUUACAAGGGUCUCCCAGCCUCUCACCCACUGCGUUCCUUGGCAGGGGGUGCAAGGAGGGAACGCAUCUGUGGAGGUUCCGUGGUCUCUGCUCUGGCCCAGUGCUGAGUCCUCUGAGUGGAUUCCCCCACUCAGGACCCUGUGCCCCUCACACCACAUCUCCCAUGCCUUUCUUCUCUCCCCACCCGAGGGGGAAGGUUUUCUGGUCUGUGUUGGGCUCCCCCACCCCUCCCCCACCACAGGAUCCUGCCUGAGGGAUGCUGAGAACGGAGGGUACAGAGUAAAUAGAAGGGAGUGCCCUGAGGCCACUGGUCCAUGUCCCCAAAGCCCUGUCCCCAGCGGUCACACUUGGCACAUGAUGAAAAGCUGUCCCCAAGCAGAGAACUGGCAGAGGUGGCAGGACAGAGACAUCCAACCCAAUCAUACGGAAUUGUCCCCUUCUUUGGUGGCCCUAGGAUGCACUUCCUGGGGCUAAACCUGCUUGUAAAGCAGCAAGAUUGAUUGACAGUGGUCACACGUUCAGGAAGACUACCCUAUGACAUCCUCAAGUCUUUGCAGGGCCCUUCUCAAACCCCUAUACCUGUGCUUGGAGGACCUGGGGCCCCCACACAAAGUUGUUCCCACGUGAACAUCUCUCUCUCUCUCUCCUAGUAACACCUGUGUGUCUCCGUGGCUCAGCCUUCAUGCAUCUCAGAGACAUUUCACAUACGUGUGCUCACGUGCCAGGGCUCCCGUAUCACUAAGGACCGUUCUUAUGGGUAGCUGCAUCCUCAUCUAACAAGGCUGCCUUCUGAACUCAUCCCUGUGGCCAGGGCUGGGCUGAGAUCUGCCUCCCAGCAACCUACUAAGAACCUAGGAUUUAGUUCCUCCUUUCUCUUUAAUCCCACCAGGACCUCUUUGGUCCAUGGACCCCCAGUCUUUAUCACGAGUCUUUGUAUCAAGAGAGGAAGUAAGAGAGGGCUGAGCCACUGGGAACCUGACGUUGUCACCAAGAACUGGAACCCAUUCAUCUGCUUCCCCUGUUUUCAGAUGAAUGACCCACUGGGGACUGGAGAGGGAGAUUUCUCCACAGUUCUGGGUGCUUCAAGGGAGCCAGAGGAAGGGGUUUCUUUACAAGGAGUGACCGAUCACCCACCACCUAGGGUUCUGACCUGCUCUGAAUCUAGGGUCAAUGACUCUGUGAAGGAUCCACAGACUUGAAAAAAAAGUGUGGUGGCGACCCACCUGUAAUCCUGGCACUCUGAAGGCUGAGGCAGGAGGAUAACAAGUUUGAGGGGAGCCUGGGCUCCAUAGGAUUUCUGAAGACCUGUUUGUGAUUAAGGACUUGAAUGAUACAGGGAGAGUCCCAGCCUUCCUGGUUCCUCUGCCAUUCUUCCACUUAUGGGACCUGGGUCUCUUGGGUCAAAUGUCACCUCUUCUCUCUUGCUCUUUCCUGACCUCCGCACCCUGGGCUGGACCUGUGCCUGGGCUCCAGGCUCCAUCCCUCCCCGGCUUCCCUCACUUCCUCCAGCUAACAGGCCCUGGCUGGCUAGCAGCCCCGUAAUGCGCAAACACUUGGAUCCAGGGAGCAAGCAAGUCUUCCCUGAGGAAGCAUCUGAGGAUGAUGGGUUCCUCUACCCUGCGCAGAGCCAAAAGAAAAAGAAGGUUGCGUAGUUAGAUACACCCCCCACCCCCUACCACCAUCACCACCACCACCCCGCCGCCGCCGCCGCCGCCGCCGCCGCCCCUGGACUGUUCAGCAUCUCACUCUGGACAAUGCCCCCUGUUCCGUCACACCAGCCACCCACUCCACUAGCACAAAAUGGCUUCUGUCUCUUCCUCGCAUCGCAAAUCCUUUGAGACACAGGCUUCGGAGGGAACAAGUCCUUUCUAGCUUUGUGUGGGGACAUCUCCCAUGUCCCCAUCCCCAGAGCUAACCUAGAAACUCCAAGUGGUCCCUUGGAUGGUUUUAUGCAUGUUUUCUCUUACUGGUCAGAAGGGGAAGGGCCUGUGUGUCAUAUGCUUGGUCCUCUUGUUCUCUGUAGCAACUUGAGCUCUUGGCCAAUAGGAGCCCUAGAUGGGUGUUGCCUGGUUGGUGGCUGUAUACGGGAUACCUAGCGCAGGAGGUGGGUAGAGAGCUUGCCUAACACUCCUCAAAGCCCUGAGUUCCAUCCCAAGCACCACAUAAACCAGAUAUGAUGGUGCAUGACUAAGUUCCCAUACACAAGAGGCAGAGGCAGGAGGAUCAGAAGUUCAAAGUCAUCCUUGACCAUAUAGUGAGUUUGAGACCAGCCUGGGCACCAUGAGACCUUGUCUUGAAAAAUAAUUUUUGUAAAUUUAGGAGUCUUGGCACCUCCCACCCCAUGUUCACACACUGCAUGUCUCCCCCAAACAAACACACACAAAGCCAGACUCCCAUCAACCCCCAUAUCCCUUGUCCCUAUUUGGACAUGGCGACCUAAGGUGUACAGAUCAAACAAGCGCCACCCACUUUUAACCUGGGGUCCUCAAGCUCCGGCCUGCACAGUGGUUUUUACAUUCUUUGUAACUGAGGAUGAAAAACAAAAUCAAAAGAAAAUUAUGACCCAGGCAAAUUUGAUGCAAUUCAAAUUUCCCAUCAGUCCCAUAUUGUCCCCAGCAAUGACAAAAUUAUUUGCAACAGAGACCCCAAGACCCAUAGAGUCAAAAUAUAAUGUGGCUUGGUCUGUGGCCAACUGGGCUGGCCUGUGAUAUAGUGGGUUGUCUUACUGAGGAAUAAACCCACCAGAGUAGAAGGGACGGGCGCCUGUGGGAAGCAGCCUACAGAAUGACAAACGCUGAGAAGGGAGAGGCAGCUCCUGGGCCCUGGCCAGGUGUUGUGCCUGCUGGCACUGUAGGUCAAGCCCUUGAGGCUAUGGUGAGCUCUCAGAUGUGUCCAGCCCAUCGCCCACAGACUGCCUGCACCCCCAAACAGCUGUGAACGUGACCCCACUACAAAACUGUAAACUGACUUAAAAUAUUAAGUUGUUCUUUUUUUCUAUUUUCCUUUUCCAUUUCUUUUUUCCCCCCUAAGGGUAUGAACUUUGCAGAUGACCACGCCAUGUCUCAGUGUCAAAGGUGCAGGAUGCAUGGCUCGCUAGGCUUCAAGGCUGCCUGGAUCAGCCAGCAAUGCUGGCAUAGACCCAGGUUGGCUUCAACAACAGAUACUCGUUUCUCCCAGAUCUGGGAUCGUCUCUGUGGUGCCUUUCUCCAAUCUCUUGUUUCUGGUGUCUUUUUCUUCUAUGAAUCCUAAGAACACUGCGUGUCUUCUUAAUGAGAGCCCCACCCCUCUGACCUCUUCAAAGAUUCUUUCUGUGGGAGUGGCCUUAAGGACUUCAUCGGGAGAUGUUGGGGAAAGACUCAGCGUGAGCAUGGUGGGAAGUCAUCCUUCAGUCCUAUACCAAGACCCUAGAGGUGGCUGAGGCCAUGGGUUUCCAUUAUCUGAAGGCUUCCCAUCUCUGGCUUUUCAUUUCCACGCUGGCCCCCAGCUUGAGUCCCCAAAUAGGCCCUCCCUGUCCUCAUGUCCUGCCCAUCUUCAUUACACCCAUCCACCCUCCUGGGGACUGGUCUUGUUGUAAGAGUGAUCCUGGUAAAGCUGAGCCUCCUUUUACGCCUAGGUCGGCUUCUGUGAGAAACUACCACAUGCCAAGAGGCUUUUCACCAUCCGGCAGAUCCAGAGUCCAAAACAGAAUGUCCACAUGACCCACCCCCUCUGGAAUUUCUCAAUGUUUCCCUGUUGCUUCUUGACAUGUAAGGGUAUGUGAUAAACGCCAACAUUCCUUGGCUUGUGGGAGCAUCUCUCCAAUCUCUCUCUUUGUCUCCACCAGGCACACGGGGCUCCUUGCAUCUCUGUCUUUGUGUGGCUCUUUUUAUGUGGACCCAGUCCUGUUGAAUCAGGACAUGGUGUAUGGGUUAUCAUUCUUGGGACUCUAAAGAAAUGCCCGAGAGAAAGAACGCAAGGGAGGAGUUACAUAUUUUU
This is a messenger RNA of Peromyscus maniculatus bairdii (prairie deer mouse), 8903 nucleotides long. NCBI's taxonomy places the organism in Eukaryota, Metazoa, Chordata, Mammalia, Rodentia, Cricetidae. The record is from RefSeq and is a predicted model, not a curated record.